GCCGUUGUCAGGGGAACGGGCCCAGCGCCGGACGAGGCCCAGCCAGUCUGGGUCUGGCCUGGCCGCCCCUCCAGCCUGCUGGAGCCGGAGCCGGAGCCGGAGCCAGAGCUAGAGCCCGAGGACUCACCGGCCCAGUCUCCGUCCGGGAUGAGGCCCCGCUCCCGGGCGCGUUGCCGCCCAGUCCCGGGGACCGUCCCUACCGCGAGGGUCUGAGGCGCGGCUGCCCCGGGGAGGGUGGAAGGCCAGGCGUGGGGCCCGAACCUCUGGCUGACCUUGGCAGGGCCCAUCUGGCACGGCCUCCGCGGCGCGCAGGUGAGGAGUCCCCGCCCGGUUUCUCACCUCGGAGCCUGGCUUGAGCCACGGAGUAGCGCAUGCUGCCGCCUGGCCGGCUUUGGGCUCGCUUCCGCCUGGAGCCGGUGGCCUGCGUUCCAGGGCCCGGGCAGAAACGCGGGGCUUCCUUUUAGCAUGCAUCAAGUUCACAGAUCUUCCUUGAGCGCUUACUCUUUGCCAGGCUCUGUGCCAGGCGUGGGCACAGAGGACUCCGCACAGACGUGGCCCGUCUCCAGAACCCAGAGCAUUAAGGAAGGGGGCUGGGAAGCGGAUGUCAUACAUGACUAAAGUGAUUUCAGAUGUUUUCAAGUCAGCAAACAUUUACUGAGGAUCUACUAUGUACAAGAUGAACAUCUGCAACAAGCCCUCCAACAAGACGGCCCCUGAGAAGAGUGUGUGGACAGCGCCGGCGCAGCCCAGCGGACCCUCUCCCGAGCUGCAGGGCCAGCGAUCCCGCCGGAAUGGGUGGAGCUGGCCCCCUCACCCGCUCCAGAUUGUGGCCUGGCUGCUGUACCUCUUCUUUGCUGUGAUCGGCUUUGGGGUCCUUGUUCCCCUCCUGCCUCACCACUGGGUGCCCGCUGGCUACGCUUGUAUGGGCGCCAUCUUUGCCGGCCACCUUGUGGUGCACCUGACCGCCGUCUCCAUCGAUCCAGCAGAUGCCAACGUGCGAGACAAGAGCUAUGCGGGGCCCCUGCCCAUCUUCAACCGAAGCCAGCACGCACAUGUCAUUGAAGACCUGCACUGCAACUUGUGCGACGUGGAUGUGAGCGCUCGCUCCAAGCACUGCAGCGCCUGCAACAAGUGCGUGUGCGGUUUCGACCACCACUGCAAGUGGCUCAACAACUGUGUGGGCGAGCGGAACUACCGGCUCUUUCUACACAGUGUUGCAUCCGCCUUACUGGGCGUCCUACUCCUGGUGCUGGUGGCCACAUAUGUCUUCGUGGAGUUCUUUGUCAACCCCAUGCGUCUGCGCACCAACCGACACUUUGAAGUCCUGAAGAAUCACACGGAUGUGUGGUUCGUGUUCCUGCCCGCCGCCCCCGUGGAGACCCAGGCCCCUGCCAUCCUGGCCCUGGCCGCCCUGCUCAUCCUUCUGGGCCUCCUGUCCACAGCCCUCCUGGGGCACCUGCUCUGCUUCCACAUUUAUCUCAUGUGGCACAAGCUCACCACCUAUGAGUACAUCGUGCAGCACCGCCCACCGCAGGAGGCCAAGGGGGUUCACAGGGAGCUCGAGUCAUGUCCUCCCAAGAUGCGGCCCAUUCAGGAGAUGGAGUUCUACAUGCGGACCUUCAGACAUAUGCGCCCAGAGCCCCCCGGCCAGGCCAGGCCAGCAGCAGUGAAUGCCAAUCCCUCCCAGUUUCUUGCCACCCGUGGCCAAGCGGAACCUCCACCACCCUCUUCCCCAGACACUCUCGCCCUGCCUCCCCGGAUCCGACCCCAGAAAAAGAGGAAGAGGCGCGUGUAUAAAGUGCGAACCUCUGAGACCUCGGAUCCGGCGUCGGGGCCCAGGGCCCCCGGCCGCCGCUCCAGCUCGUCGACGGAUUCCGCGGACGCCAGCCCUGUGCACGCCGCUGGCCCUGCCGGCGCCUACCACUCGGCGUCGGCAGAGUCCGUGGACGAGAUUCCAGUGGCGCAGACGCGCCUGGGCAGCGCUGCUCUGGCCGCCCCGCGGGGCCGGGGCCUACAGCCCACCCUGGCGCGGCAGGCGCGUGCGCUCGCCAUUUUCGUGAGCCGGAGCAGCGGCGAGCCCAGGGCGCCGGGCGGCCGGGAGGCUUAGCUGGGCCGAGAGGCCGGAGGGCCGAGUUGGAGCGGCCGGCCCGACUCUCUAUGCAACACCCCAUCCUUGCCGCACCGAGUGCACUUUAGGGGCCCCUACGGCCGGGGGGAUCGUCCUCCCUUCCCCACGACUCAGCAAUACCCGCCCCACCGUCUGUGAUGCUCCAAUAAACUUUUUUAUGCUUUUGCGGA
Messenger RNA from Pongo pygmaeus (Bornean orangutan), 2298 nucleotides. RefSeq names its product zDHHC palmitoyltransferase 1 (gene ZDHHC1). Lineage: Eukaryota; Metazoa; Chordata; Mammalia; Primates; Hominidae. The transcript is spliced from 12 exons. Gene Ontology annotation, cellular component: endoplasmic reticulum; Golgi apparatus. The record is from RefSeq and is a predicted model, not a curated record. Gene Ontology annotation, molecular function: protein-cysteine S-palmitoyltransferase activity. Gene Ontology annotation, biological process: peptidyl-L-cysteine S-palmitoylation; protein targeting to membrane. The coding region runs from base 668 to 2107 and encodes 479 amino acids.